Messenger RNA from Arachis stenosperma, 1116 nucleotides. RefSeq names its product 14-3-3-like protein. The transcript is spliced from 4 exons. Gene Ontology annotation, cellular component: cytoplasm. Lineage: Eukaryota; Viridiplantae; Streptophyta; Magnoliopsida; Fabales; Fabaceae. The record is from RefSeq and is a predicted model, not a curated record. Bases 203 to 988 code for a protein of 261 amino acids. Gene Ontology annotation, biological process: signal transduction.
ACCCGCAACAUUCAUCGGUAACACCAUCACAAAUAGAAUAAGCAACAACCCAAUACCUACGGGUUCCCCCAUAAAAGAACGCAUCAUAACAACAAUAAUAGUAUAUAAAAGGCAAAAGCUACUAUUUAAUUUCUCAAUUCCCGUUCGCUUUCCUUUCUUUCUUUCUCUACAAGCCAGGGACCAAGAUCUCUUCAGAGCAACAAUGGCAAGUGCUCCCACUCCACGAGAGGAGUUCGUAUACAUGGCAAAGCUAGCAGAGCAAGCUGAGCGCUAUGAGGAGAUGGUGGAGUACAUGGAGAAGGUGUCAGCUGCUGCCACCGACGGCGAGGAGUUGUCCGUGGAGGAGCGGAACCUUCUCUCCGUCGCAUACAAGAAUGUGAUCGGCGCUCGACGCGCGUCGUGGCGCAUUAUCUCCUCCAUUGAGCAGAAGGAGGAGAGCAAAGGGAACACAGAACAUGUGGCUACCAUUAAGGAAUACCGCUCCAAGAUAGAGUCUGAGCUGGCCAACAUCUGUGAUGGCAUUCUCAAGCUUUUGGACUCUCGCCUUGUGCCUUCAGCAACCACCAGCGAUUCCAAGGUCUUUUAUUUUAAGAUGAAAGGUGACUACCAUCGAUACCUUGCGGAGUUCAAGUCUGGUGCAGACCGCAAGGAGGCUGCGGAGAGCACCCUUGCCGCCUACCAAUCCGCUCAGGAUAUUGCGAAUGAGGAGUUGCCUCCAACCCAUCCAAUCAGGCUGGGUCUUGCUUUGAACUUCUCUGUCUUUUACUAUGAGAUUCUUAAUUCUCCUGACAAAGCUUGUAGCCUUGCUAAACAGGCUUUUGACAAGGCAAUUGCUGAGCUGGAUACAUUGGGAGAGGAAUCAUACAAAGAUAGCACUUUGAUCAUGCAACUUCUUCGUGAUAACCUUACCCUUUGGACUUCUGACACGCAGGAUGAAGGUGCAGAUGAAAUUAAAGAAGCAGCACCAAAAAGUGAAGAACAACAAUAGAUAUAUCUUGUUGCUAUAUCUUGUUGCUAAUUAGUUGUUGAAUUCCUCUACUAUAAAGUUUCAAAAGGGAGAAGAUGUUUAUUGCAAUCAAUAUAUUCUUGAGAUAUAUAUUAUGCCUUCAUGGUUGU